Molecule: messenger RNA, 2330 nt
Organism: Apis cerana (Asiatic honeybee)
Lineage: Eukaryota; Metazoa; Arthropoda; Insecta; Hymenoptera; Apidae
Product: zinc finger protein 277
Source: RefSeq, a predicted model, not a curated record
AAUUUUAUUCAAUAGAAACUUUUCAUUUUGACAGAACGAUGAAGACGUGAUUUAAAAACAUAAAUUUAAAAAAAAACAAUAUUUUUCAUUAAUAAAUAAUGAUAUUCAUUACUUCUUUGAAAUUAAUUCACUGAAAAUAUUAAAUUUAUUUAAAAAUUUUAAUGAAAGACAAUAAAAUUCCUAUUUUUAUGAUUGUAUAUUAAAUCAAUGCCUAUAACCUAUUAUAAAGAUACUUUUCGAAAUAAUCAAAUUUCAUAAAUUUAUAUAUUUAAACAUUUUUUUAUUACAUUUUAUAAUUGAAAUAAUUAUGAAUACUGAAGAGAAAUAUAAAGAUUUAUUGUCUACGAAUAAUAUUUUUAAUAAAAAUUACACUGCAUAUAAGUCUCAAUUUAUAGGGAUUGAUGAUAAACCUUAUGAAACAAAAUGUGUUCUGUGUGAUAUAAAAUUUAUACUUCCUAAAAAUGAAAAAGAAUUCUUGACUCAUUUAUUUAAAAAACAUCGACUUGUAAUAGCAGAUGUUUGGAAUAUUGCAAGUCUGAAAAGCUAUAUACAUUAUUGGGGUGUUAAAUUUAAAGAAGAGCCUUUGACUAAAUUCUGUACAACAAUGUUAAUGGAUUGCACUCCAGAUGGAAAACCAAGCAAAAAUGAAAGAUAUUUUUUACUUUCUGAUUGUAUAUCAGAAGAUAAAAUUUUAAGAGAUGAAAUACAUCAAGCAAAAUUGGAAUGGAUUUUAUCAGAACAAACAAGAGAAAGAACAGAUACUAAUUUUAAACGUGGUUGUAUUUUUUGUCGAAUGGAAUUUUCAGGAUUACGUAUUACAUAUAUAAAACAUUUAGCUCAAAAACAUAAUUUAUAUCUUGGUAAACCAGAUAAUUUGGUACUUAUAGAUGAAUUUUUGGAUAAAAUUCAAACAACUAUUGAUAAUUUGAUAUGUAUAUAUUGUGAAAAAUUAUUUAAAGAUCGAACAGUUUUAAAAGAACAUAUGCGAAAAAAACUACAUAAAAGAAUAAAUCCUAAUAAUAAGGAAUAUGAUAAAUUUUAUAUAAAUAAUUAUUUAGAACCUGGAAAAUCAUUAAAAUCUAAACAAAGUAAUUAUAAAGAAAAUAAUGUAGGAGAUGACAGUAGUGAAAAUGAAGAUGAAGAUACAUGGUCAGAUUGGAAAGAUGAAGACAUUGGUAUAUCAUGUUUGUUUUGUAAUCACAGUGAUAAGCAUUUUCAUCUUAUUCUUGCACACAUGAAAACAGAACAUGAUUUUGAUUUUGAAAUUGCAUCAAAAGAUUUAACAUUUUAUCAGAAAGUGAAAGUAGUUAAUUAUAUCAAAAGGCAAAUUUAUUUACAAAAAUGUGUUUUUUGUGAAAUGAAAGUAGAUAAUAUUUUAGAACAUAUGAAAAAAGAAAAUCAUUUUAAAAUACCUUCUCCAAAAACGUGGGAUCAACCAGAGUUUUAUUUUCCUAUGCAUGAGAAUGAGUCCUUUUUGUAUAAUUUAGACAUAAGUAGUACUAGCGAUGAAGAAAAUGAUUUUGAAAAUAUUACAGAAGCAACAUAUGAAACAGUAAUAAAAACUAAGUAAUAAAAACUUUCCAAAAUAUAAAAAAAUAUUACAGAUUUUGUUAUCUGUAUUAAAGGAUGAAUUUAGUAAUAAUUGUAAACAUUAAUUGAAUUACAUCUUGAAGUAUCCUUUUGUAAAAAAAAUUAAUACUUAUUUAUAUCUAAAUAUUGAUAAAUAUAUUGGUAGAUAUAUAAAAUUCCAUUUACAUUAUAAUAUAUAUUAUAAUAUUAACUAUAUAUUAUAUAAAAUAAAAGUAAAUAAAAUACUAUAAGAAAAAUAUAAGCAUUAUAAGAAAAACAAUUUUUUGUUUCAUUUUGAUUAUCAAACAUUUUAAAAUAUUAGAAUAAAAUGUUAGAAUAAUCAAAAUUUUAAAAUAGAUAAUACUAAUCAUCUAAAAGAAUCUGAAUAGUCUCAAGUACUUGUAAAUUAGUUUCAAAAUCAAGUUUGGAUUGGUUUAUAUAUUUUAUAAAGAUUUAAUCUAGCAUUUGUCAAACAUUUGGAAUAAUAAUAAAAUAUAAUAAUAUUAGUAAAAACUUCGAGAAAACUUACGUUACUUUUAUAAUUAGAAAUAUUAAAUUUACAUACAUACAUUAACUAGUAAUUAAGGAACGUCCAUUUAUUCUAUUUGUAAUCCAUAAUAACAAUUCCUCAUUAAAAUAUUUUAAUUUUUCCGCUAGCACUGAAGAUAUUCAUGAAAAUUCAGUUCUAAUACGAAAUUAAUUUUGUUGUAAGUUUCGAAUUGUAAAUAUAAAUAAAAAUGAAUUCUUCAUUAAAUUUAAAU